CGAGGUGAAGAUGGCGGCGCGCUGCGUGUGAAGGGUCGUAACCGGAGCCGGCUUUAUGAGCAAGGAACAUGUAUAAAACGCCAUGUAGCAGACUGUCAGGUUUUGUUGGUGUAAGUGUGAAAAAGAAAUUGGUCCAAAUUGCUCCUCGAUGUAACCAGACUGCUCGCUGCCUUAUUCAGCUGCACAGAAAAGAUCCGUCGACCUGGCUGACGUACCAGCAUCUCACCUUCCUCAAACGACAGUAUGUCACAAAAAACCAGAGUGAGCUUCAUCAGCGUGCCAUCCCCAAACAGGCACAUGUUGUGACCAUCGUGGAUGAGAGAGAUGACAGCGUUGAAACGCAAGUGCAGAGAGUCCCAACGAUCAAUCAUGUGGAUGCAGACGUUGUUCCAAAGCCAGACUGCGACACCAGUAAGACGGAGCCUGAAACCUCCACCCUGACCCCCUCUACGGAAAAUGUGGCAGUGCCAAAAGGUUCUGUGUCCACUGCAGCUUCAUCCUCGGUUGAGACUCCACACAUCCAAGUAGAGACAGAGGCACAGCGGAACGCCCGCCUGGACCGCCAGUGGAAGCAGCUGAAGGUGGAUGUGUCUGAGCUGCCGGAUAUCUAUGCCAGACUCGCCAAAAUCAAACUCACAGCUCUGGUGGUUACAACUGCAGCAGCUGGAUAUGCAAUGGCUCCAGUGCCCUUUGACCCCCUCAUCUUUUUCGUUUCUUCUCUGGGAACAGGCCUCGCGUCUUGUGCUGCUAACUCAAUUAACCAGUACUUCGAGGUGCCCUUUGACUCCAACAUGAACCGCACCAAGAACCGUCCACUCGUCAGAGGACAGAUCAGCCCCCUGCACGCUGUGUCGUUCGCCGUGGCCUGCGGCGUUCCCGGAGUGGCCCUGCUCUCGCUGGCGGUGAACCCCCUGACGGGCUUCCUGGGCGCCCUCAACAUCCUGCUGUACACCUGCUGCUACACGCCGCUCAAGAGGCUCAGCAUCAGCAACACCUGGGUGGGGGCGGUGGUGGGGGCCAUCCCCCCUGUCAUGGGCUGGACGGCGGCCACGGGCUGCCUGGAGCCAGGUGCGUUGUUGCUGGGUGCUUUCCUGUACAGCUGGCAGUUCCCCCACUUCAACGCCCUGAGCUGGAACCUGAGGGAGGACUACUCCCGCGGCGGCUACCGCAUGAUGUCCGUCACCCACCCGGCCAUGUGCCGGCGGGUGGCGCUGCGCCACAGCGUGGCCCUUAUCGGGCUGGCGGCCCUGGGGCCCCUGCUGGACGUCACCACCUGGACCUUCCCCCUCAUCUCCCUGCCCAUCAACCUGUACAUCAGCUACCUGGCCUUCCGCUUCUACCACGCCGGCGACCGCGGCAGCGCCCGCAAGCUCUUCUUCUGCAGUCUCUGGCACCUGCCCAUGCUGCUGCUGCUGGCGCUCACCUGCAAGAAGUCCGGCAGGAAGCAGGAGGACGCCGCCGCCAUCACCACCACCGCCGCCACCGCAGCCUCACCUCUCACGCUGACAGCUAACUAGCAACGUUAGGUGAUGGACACCAUGUUUUUAUUUGAGGAAAGCAGCGGCACAAAUAGCCACAGGAAAACUCACUGAAUCGUCACAUGGGUUUUAAUCACGUGAAUGUGUGUGCACUGUACAUAUUCUGUAUUUAUUUAUAAGAGGGCUCAACGGCUCCUCUCCAUGUGACUGAUUCUCCCUACCUUGUACAGUGUAAACUGCUCUUACGGAUCCACACAUGCCUCAGCGUCAGAAGAUUACCCAAGGUCGCAAUUGUAAUUGAAGUUUGUGUUUAAGUAGAACGAAUCUUCUUGAUUAACUUACUUGAUCCUUGUUACUUGACGGUUAUUAUUAAGCCUUUUUGCAUUUGCGUUUUAAGCAAAAUGGGCAUCGGUUCAGUGACGUGAUGCUCCGGUCUGCCAGGUACCAGACCAAAGGAGACACAAAUGUUCUCUUCCAAUAAACAUGUGGCGGUUGGAAGCCUCUGGUGUCCUUAUUCACUCGUUCAGCUCAAACUCUUCUGUGAAGGAAUUGU
Cololabis saira (Pacific saury) is the source of this 2031-nucleotide messenger RNA. RefSeq names its product protoheme IX farnesyltransferase, mitochondrial (gene cox10). The record is from RefSeq and is a predicted model, not a curated record. Gene Ontology annotation, cellular component: mitochondrial membrane; mitochondrion. NCBI's taxonomy places the organism in Eukaryota, Metazoa, Chordata, Actinopteri, Beloniformes, Belonidae. Gene Ontology annotation, biological process: heme biosynthetic process. Bases 69 to 1517 code for a protein of 482 amino acids. Gene Ontology annotation, molecular function: protoheme IX farnesyltransferase activity. The transcript is spliced from 7 exons.